Messenger RNA from Grus americana (Whooping crane), 3105 nucleotides. RefSeq names its product intraflagellar transport 52 (gene IFT52). Gene Ontology annotation, biological process: intraciliary transport; cilium assembly. Gene Ontology annotation, cellular component: cilium; intraciliary transport particle B; centriole. The transcript has 13 exons. Lineage: Eukaryota; Metazoa; Chordata; Aves; Gruiformes; Gruidae. Bases 207 to 1520 code for a protein of 437 amino acids. The record is from RefSeq and is a predicted model, not a curated record.
GGGCGGCCGGCGCGUUGCUAGGCGGAGCGCGCCCUGGUAACGGCCGCCGGGCCCGCUCUGCCCCGCCGCUGCGGGGAGCACACCCCCCCCCCCCCCUCCGGGCCUGCCGUGGGGGUCCCGCCGGGGAGCAGGAGCGUUGGAGGUCUGCUUCGCGUCCCAAGAGCUGGCGUCCUUCGGCGUCCCCUGCGGUAGCCCCGGGUAACCCUAUGGAGAGGGGCCUGCGGAAUGCCGUAGUCUUUAAUGCCUCUAAAGGGGAGACUUUUACUCUCGCCAGCAGCUACAAAUCCUUGCGCAAAAGGCUUCGCGGUAACUGGAAGGUGCAGAGCUUAAAAGAUGAGAUCACAUCUGAGAAACUGUUUGGGGUGAAAUUGUGGAUUACAGCAGGGCCAAGGGAAAAGUUCAGUGCUGCUGAGUUUUCGGUCCUGAAGAAAUUCCUGGAGGAUGGUGGAGCCAUCCUGGUGAUGCUAAGAGAAGGCGGAGAGUCCCGACAUGGCACAAAUAUUAACUUUCUGUUAGAAGAAUAUGGGAUCGUUUUCAAUAAUGAUGCUGUAGUACGAAAUGUAUAUUACAAGUACCACCACCCAAAAGAAGCACUGAUCUCUGAUGGAGUUUUGAACAGGGGAAUCAGUGAAGCUGCAAGAAAAACAGUGCUUGAGACAACAGAUGAAGAUGGAAGUGGACAUGACUCACAAGCUCUCACUUUUGUGUAUCCAUUUGGUGCCACGCUGAAUGUGAUGAAACCAGCAGUGGCUAUUCUGUCAACAGGAUCUGUCUGCUUCCCGCUCAACAGGCCUAUUCUUGCUUUCUAUCAGCAUGAGAGUCAAGGUGGGAAGAUGGCAGCGCUGGGAUCUUCCCACAUGUUCAGUGAUCAAUAUUUAGAUAAAGAAGAAAAUGGUAAGAUCAUGGAUGUGCUUUUCCAGUGGCUCACAACAUCAGAUAUCCAUUUAAACCAGAUGGAUAUGGAGGAUCCUGAGAUUUCAGAUUAUACCAUGCUCCCAGACACAGCUGCACUGUCUGAGCAAUUGCGAGUCUGUCUGCAAGAAGGAGAUGAGAACCCAAGAGACUUCACAAAGCUGUUUGAUACAUCCCUUUAUCAGCUGGACACAACUGCCCUCCCUUCAGUUAUCAAAGCUUAUGAACAGCUGAAUGUGAAGCAUGAACCCCUCCAACUCAUUCAGCCUCAAUUUGAGACUCCACUACCUGUCCUCCAGCCAGCUGUGUUUCCACCUGCUUUCAGAGAAUUGCCUCCUCCCCCUCUGGAGCUGUUUGACUUGGAUGAAACUUUUUCCUCUGAGAAAGCUCGUCUUGCAGAGAUUACAAACAAAUGUACUGAUGAUGACCUGGAGUUUUAUGUACGAAAAUGUGGCGAUAUCCUAGGAGUAACAAGUAAACUCCCAAAGGAGAAGCAACAUGCCAAACAUAUCCUCGAGCACAUCUUCUUCCAAGUGGUUGAGUUUAAGAAACUGAAUCAGGAACAUGAUACUGACACAAGUGAAGCUGGAUUCCAGAAUGGUAACUGAGACCUGGCUUUCCCCAGUUUGAGAUAGACCUUUUAGUAAAAACAUACUUCUCCAUUUUUUAUAACAUCUACGCUCAGUGUAUUGAUUGGGCCUGUCUCAGUAAUUCACUGAAUGUUUGGAUCACUUACGUGUAGUAGUUUGGAUAAUUAAUGCCUUUGGAGGAAGUGCUUGCAUUUUGCAAUCACUUUCCAAAUAAUUUCCUAUUUUUCUACUUCUUUUUUGAAACUGUAAUUUUGUAAUAUAUGAAAAAAAAAUCUUAUACUAAGAAAAUGUGGUUUGGGUCCUUCUUUCUGGCUCCAGUAUUUAUUUUCUUGUAGAAAGGCUUAUUGUGGGUUCUCCUGGUGUACAGGUAGUCUUAACAGUCUUUCCCACAGUGCAAUUAUUUUGGUUUGUGAACUGUGGAAGAGAAAAUACAGCCAUAAAUAACAGCAGCUGCUGAAAAUAUGCUAGACUGUUGCCCUGAGGCAGUCAUCUUUUGUCUCUCUGCCAAAGUGAACCAAGGAGAGGUGGGUUACUGUAGAAAGGGAAACAUUUCUUCCAGGGGAGGGGAAGAAUUGAAAUUAAGCAAUAAUGACAUGUUGCAGAUCGCUGCCUCAUGUAAGACUGGAAACAUAUAAUUUUAAAAGAAGGGACAGCAUUUGGAUGAAGACGACUUUAAGAUUUAAUAGAUCAUUAUUAAGAAAAUGUGGUAAUGUGUAGAAACUCAGGAAUAUUUUUACUUACAGUUAUUUGAUAUCUAGCCUGUUCCCAGAGAUAGUGAGAUAGGUAAUGCACGAGAAUGGAAAUUCAAGUGAAAUUCAUUGAGCAUGAAAUGUUGAAGCUCAAUGCACAGCAAAAAUAGAGCCAAGGAUAUGAGUGGUGAGGACAUUUGUCAACAUCAUUAUGUCAUUGUUGCAAGGACUUUUUUUAUAUGAACAUUGAGAUUGCACUUUGACAUCCAAAAAAUUUUGUAUUUAGUCUGACACCCAAACUCUGAAAACUAAAUUUUUCCCUCACUCAAGCCUUCUUUGCAGCCAUUGUGACACCUGUGCUUUAUCUUGCUCCACUGUGUUUUUUAACAUCAAAUUGCCUUUUACAAAAGAUCUGUUCAUCUUUUAUCCCACAAAAAGUAAUUUCUUACAUUGCUUCACACUUUGGAUGUUUUUUUUUUCUAACGAAGGUGCCCCAAAGCACCUGCCAAGUUACUGACCAGUCGAGACGUGCCAGUACAACGUUAGCAGAAGCAGCUGUAUCUCUGCCUCCUCUGCAGACAUGCCUUUUUCAUAGCAGCAUAUUUGAAAUUUUUCAUUUCUUCCUCUUUUAUUUAUUUUUCUUUCAUGAUGUGGUUGUGUUUGUCACACAGAACACUUCCUACAGUCCAGCUACAGAUUUACACAAUAAGCUUAAUCUUUCCUCUGCAGUAUCAAUACCAAUCAGUCAACCGGCACAGACUGCAGUUGAACCAAACAACUGUGCAAUCCUCUUGCUAAUUAUAGCGCCGGUUUGUACUGUUCUGUGAUGUUUAUACUUCAAACUGUAAAUACAUUCUCUUUCUGGGCCCUUUUUCUGAGUUGUUUUUGUCACCUCUUCCUGAUAUUGUAAUAUG